AUGUGCUCUCUCAGUGCAGCCAAUGCCAAGUUCUGUCUUGACUUUUUCAGAGAGCUGAACAAAAGAAAAAGAAAUGAAAACAUCUUUUUCUCCCCAAUAAGUCUGUCAGCUGCCUUUGGAAUGGUUGUCCUCGGAGCCAGGGGCAGCACACUCGAGCAGAUUGAGAAGGUCUUUCAUUUCAGAGAAGUUUUGAGCAGUACGAGACAGGAAAACAGAUACCCUUCUGAGCAGGUCCAACUUUGCAUAGGAGAGCUCAAGCUUACCAUAAAACAUCUGUUUUCCUUUAAGUGUGAAGAAGAUGAAGGAGUCCAUUCCCAGUUCCAGGCCCUGUUGGCUGAAGUCAGUGAACCUGGACCAGGCUGUUGUCUCACCAUUGCCAACAGGCUCUUUGGAGAAAUUACUUACCCAUUCUUUCAGCAAUACUUGGAUUCCACAAAGAAAUUCUAUCGAGCAGAACUGGAACCAGUAAAUUUUAAAUACACUGAAGAAGAAGUCAGAGACAAAAUUAACUUCUGGGUUGAAAAUGAAACAAAAGGUAAAAUCAAAGAACUUUUUGCUGCUGGUUUUAUUGAUCCCUCUACUGUACUUGUCCUGGUCAACGCUAUAUAUUUUAAAGGAAAAUGGGCAGUAGAAUUUAAGAAAGAAGACACUAAGGAAGCAUAUUUCCACCUGAACAAGAACGAGAGAAGGAAAGUGCAGAUGAUGUUUCAAGAAGGAUAUUUUAACAUGGCCAUCAUAGAGGAACUGAAAACAAAAGUCCUAGAGCUCCAAUACUUCAAUAAUGAACUGAGCAUGUUCAUUCUUCUUCCUGAAAAUGACUGUGAGGACUUUACUGGCCUAGAACAGCUUGAAUGCGCCCUCACCUAUGAAAAACUGGCAGAAUGGACCAGCUCGUCUACGAUGCAACCACUGAGAGUGAAGGUGUACCUGCCCCAGUUCAAGAUGGAGGAAAGUUAUGUUCUCAACAACACUCUCCAGGAGAUGGGAGUACUGAAUGUUUUUGACUGGGGAAAAGCUGAUUUGUCGGGAAUCUCUAUGAAAGGUGGCUUGGUUGUGUCCAAGGCCAUCCAGAAGACAAUUGUGGAAGUCAAUGAAGAGGGCACUGAGGCAGGUUGUUCCAUGGGGCUCCUUGCAAUGCCUCUAUGCUGCCCAGAAACUUCUGAGUUCAGAGCUGACCGUCCAUUCCUCUUCUUCAUCAGACACAACCAAACCAACACCAUUCUCUUCUUUGGAAGAUAUUCCUCUCCUUAA
Messenger RNA from Agelaius phoeniceus (red-winged blackbird), 1251 nucleotides. The record is from RefSeq and is a predicted model, not a curated record. Lineage: Eukaryota; Metazoa; Chordata; Aves; Passeriformes; Icteridae.